Molecule: messenger RNA, 2203 nt
Organism: Ipomoea triloba (trilobed morning glory)
Lineage: Eukaryota; Viridiplantae; Streptophyta; Magnoliopsida; Solanales; Convolvulaceae
Product: U3 small nucleolar RNA-associated protein 18 homolog
Exons: 2
Coding region: 171-1880 (569 amino acids)
Biological process (GO): rRNA processing
Cellular component (GO): small-subunit processome; Pwp2p-containing subcomplex of 90S preribosome
Molecular function (GO): protein binding
Source: RefSeq, a predicted model, not a curated record
CAACCCUCAAACUCCCAGCCACCACCGUCGCCCACCUCCCCCGCCUGCAAAGCUCGAGAACGCCACUUCUCCGCCAUUUAUACGAUUGCGUUUUCCUGAUUUUUCGGUCUGGAGUGAAGGCUUGUUUCGUUGCUCAAGUACAGAGACGGAGAUUCCUUAAAGGAGUUGCUAUGUUAGAAACUAUGAAUUUAAUAUCUCAAAAUGUUGCUCCUAAAGACCGAACUGGUAAGAAGAAAAGGGAGCCUCUUGAUGAGCGUUCACUUCUCGAGGGCAAGGAACAAAAUGAAGAUGUGCAGAUCUCUGAUUUAGACACCACAGGUGGAAGGAAGAGAAAGAAACACCGGAAGGAAUUAGAACCCGAGGAAGUGAGGGAGAUGAAGAGGCUUGAGAACUUCUUGUUUGGCUCCUUGCACUCUCCUAUUGAAUUUGGAAAGGUAGAUGAAAAAACAACUACUGAAGAGGCUGAAAAAGAUUCAGCAGUGUUCUUUGUGGACCGGCAUGCCAAUAGUUCAUUGACUGCUUAUGAAGAUGACAAUCAACUGUCUGAUGGAAGAAGUGAUGAAGAGGAGGCUGAGGAACGGAAACCUGCAUGGAUAGAUGAAGAAGAAGAGAAGACUAGUAUCAACGUAGCUAAAGUAAACAGAUUGAGGAAGUUGAGGAAGGAAGAGGAUGAGAGUGUAAUAUCUGGUUCUGCAUAUGUGGCAAGAUUGAGGGCUCAACAUGUUAAGCUAAAUCCAGGGACGGAAUGGGCGCGAACUGAUUCGCAGAGAGAAAGCUACAUCUCUGAUGAAGAAGAUUCAGGUUCUGAUGAAGAAAAUGGAGCAGCCAACGACUAUGGUUACAAGGAUGCCAAAGUUGGUGAUAUCCUCCGUACAAAUGAAGAACUUGUUGUAAAAAGCAGUGCAAAGUUGUUACCAGGGUUGCUAGAGUAUUCUAGACUGGCUGAUGCAAAUAAAGGGGAGUAUUCAAGUGGUCCGAUAAAUUCUGUUCAGUUCCAUAGGAAUAGCCAGUUGCUUCUUGUUGGAGGAUUGGAUAAAAAACUUCGAUUCUUUCAAAUUGAUGGAAAAGAUAAUACCAAAAUUCAAAGCAUCUUUAUUGAAGAUUGUCCAAUUAAAAAGGCAGCUUUCUCACCUGAUGGAUCUCAAGUUAUUAUAUCAGGUAGAAGAAAAUUCUUCUAUGCCCUUGAUUUGGUUAAGACAACAGUGAAUAAAAUAGGCCCUCUUGAUGGUAGAGAGGAAAGGAGCUUGGAAAGUUUUGAGGUAUCCCCCGACUCUGACAUGAUUGCUUUUAUCGGCAAUGAAGGGUAUAUUUUGCUAGUUUCCCUCAAAACAAAGGAACUGGUUGGAACGCUAAAAAUGAAUGGGACUGUUCGGUCAUUAGCUUUCAGCCACGAUGGACAAAAGUUGCUGAGCUCUGGUGGAGAUGGCCAGAUUUAUCAUUGGGACUUGAGAAGAAGGGCUUGCUUUCAUAAAGGUGUUGAUGAAGGCUGCAUAAACAGUACUGCUCUCUGUACUUCACCAAUUGGAGGUUUGUUUGCAGCUGGUUCAGACAGUGGGAUUGUGAAUAUAUACAACACCGACGACUUUUUAGGUGGGAAAAGAAAACCUGUGAAGACAAUCGAGAAUCUCACUACCAAAGUUGAUUAUAUGAAAUUCAAUAGUGAUGCCCAAAUUCUAGCCAUCGGUUCAACCAUGAAGAAGAACAGUUCAAAACUGAUACACAUCCCAUCCUUCACAGUUUUCUCAAACUGGCCUCCCCCAAAUCAAACCCUGCACUACCCGCGGUGUUUGGAUUUCAGUCCUCACAGUGGUUUCAUGGCCAUGGGAAAUGCCUCUGGAAAAGUCUUACUAUACAAGUUGCAUCACUACCACCAUGCAUAAGGAGCUAAAAUGUUGUCAACAAUGUCACAUUACCUUUCUGGACGAACAAAAGCAGCACCUUUUAUGGAGCUCGAAGUCAGAAAGCAAUUUACUUUAUACCGUUUUUGAAUGCCAAUUUUGCACCAUGAAGUUUUAUUUUGUUGCCCAGGACCAGGAGCACCACCUCCACAAUUAUGUUUAGUGUCUUAUUACACAGGAUUUUGAAACUUUGAUUACUGAUUAGCUUUCAGUUAUUGAUUUUGGAUAGACCUUUCUCCUCCUGCUGUUUACAAAUACAAGUAAUUGAGUUGCUAUUCCAAAACAUUUUUAUGCAGUUAUACCCA